GCAAUUGUUUGGCGCCAAGAUGGCGGUGGAGAUGAGGCUUCCCGUGGCUCGCAAGCCUCUUAGCGAGAGCGUGGGCCGCGAUACUAAAAAACAUCUGGUGGUUCCGGGGGACACAAUCACCACGGACACGGGAUUCAUGCGGGGCCAUGGAACUUAUAUGGGGGAAGAGAAGCUCAUUGCAUCUGUGGCUGGCUCAGUGGAGAGGGUAAACAAGUUGAUCUGUGUGAAAGCUUUGAAAACCAGAUAUAAUGGUGAAGUGGGAGACAUUGUGGUGGGGAGAAUCACAGAGGUUCAACAGAAGAGAUGGAAGGUGGAGACCAACUCUAGGCUGGAUUCAGUCUUGCUUCUGUCAUCCAUGAACCUUCCUGGAGGAGAGCUGAGAAGAAGAUCUGCAGAAGACGAGCUGGCUAUGAGAGGUUUCUUGCAGGAAGGGGAUCUUAUCAGUGCGGAGGUGCAGGCAGUGUUCUCUGACGGAGCUGUGUCUCUGCACACGAGGAGUCUGAAAUACGGCAAACUAGGCCAGGGGGUGUUGGUCCAGGUUUCCCCGUCCCUGGUCAAACGGCAGAAGACUCACUUCCAUGACUUGCCCUGUGGGGCCUCAGUGAUUCUGGGUAACAAUGGCUUCAUCUGGAUCUACCCAACACCUGAGCACAAAGAAGAGGACGCAGGGGGCUUCACUGCAAACCUGGAGCCUGUCUCCCUCGCCGACCGAGAGGUGAUCUCCCGGCUCCGGAACUGCAUCGUCUCGCUGGUCACCCAGAGGAUGAUGCUGUAUGAUACCAGCAUCCUGUACUGCUACGAGGCAUCCCUUCCACACCAGAUCAAAGACCUCUUAAAGCCAGAAAUAAUGGAGGAAGUAGUUAUGGAAACGCGCCAGAGGCUUUUAGAACAGGAGGGGUGAAGAGAGAUAUCUGAAGGAAAGGACGGUGUGCACCUGACCGGAGCAGUUCUUGAAAGUGAAGAAUCUGAUUUGUGGUCCCAUGUGUGCCUCCGUGGGGAACUGUGACACUCAUCACCUGACCUGCGUCGGGCUACCUUUGGCCCAAAGACCUGCUUUCUCCUGUUUUAGGGCAGAACUUGGGGAAGUGCUGCCUGGCCCCUUGGGUUUCCUGCAGAGUCUGGCACUAUGGGUAGUUUCAGGCCUUUAUUAUUUUUAAAAAUUUUUAUUAUUACUAUUAUUUUUCUUUUUUUUCUUUUUUAAGUUUCAAGCCUUUAAAAGCACACAGCAGUUUUUCACCCAAGUGGACUCCCAUUCUGGAAUAAUAUGGAGAAUCUUCUAUUCACCAUCAAUUCACAAGGCACAAUUCCCCCAUGAAAUUGCCCCUGUAAAAAACACAGCCUCCCUGACCCGCAAAUUGUCUAUUUUGGCCUCUAUUCCCACUUCUGUAAUGCAAGUAGGACAUCGAAGACUAUAGCUAGUACCUUUUGUUUUUUUUUUUGAGAGCGUGCUGCUUGUGCGGGGGUGGGAGAGCGGGACUCUUAAGCAGCCUCCACGCCCAGUGCAGAGCCAAUGUAGGGCUCAGUCUCAUGACCCUGAGAUCAUGAUCUGAGCUGAAACCAAGAGCUGGAUGCUUAACCGACUGAACGACCCAGGCGCCUGUAUGGUUAGUAACAUUAACCUGGCAGUCAACUGGAAGAAUAAAGUUAACCAGGCAGCCUUCGCUUGGUUGGAAUCUUAUUUUCCACUGCAUGUUCCUUCUAGUGAUAUAUGAGGCUAGGCUGCUGUAAUCUGUCCUGCCUUUAAGGGUGAUUUGUCAGAAGCUGAAUUAUUGAUAAUAAUGUUCAGGGUGCUCUGAGGAACAUGAAAGCAGUAAAAGAAAUGCAGAGGGGAAAAUAAAAGCUGGUUUCCUCCUGUGAUUGAAGUA
This is a messenger RNA of Ailuropoda melanoleuca (giant panda), 1865 nucleotides long. RefSeq names its product exosome component 2 (gene EXOSC2). Bases 20 to 901 code for a protein of 293 amino acids. NCBI's taxonomy places the organism in Eukaryota, Metazoa, Chordata, Mammalia, Carnivora, Ursidae. Gene Ontology annotation, biological process: poly(A)-dependent snoRNA 3'-end processing; CUT catabolic process; nuclear polyadenylation-dependent rRNA catabolic process. Gene Ontology annotation, molecular function: RNA binding. The transcript has 9 exons. Gene Ontology annotation, cellular component: cytoplasmic exosome (RNase complex); nuclear exosome (RNase complex). The record is from RefSeq and is a predicted model, not a curated record.